Messenger RNA from Bolinopsis microptera, 1069 nucleotides. Its product is annotated as density-regulated protein homolog. The transcript has 2 exons. Gene Ontology annotation, molecular function: mRNA binding; translation initiation factor activity. Lineage: Eukaryota; Metazoa; Ctenophora; Tentaculata; Lobata; Bolinopsidae. Gene Ontology annotation, biological process: translation reinitiation; formation of translation preinitiation complex. The record is from RefSeq and is a predicted model, not a curated record. The coding region runs from base 1 to 513 and encodes 170 amino acids.
AUGGCCGUGACAGAGUACCCAGUAAAAGUGAACUACUGCGGAGUUUGCUCCCUUCCCCCAGAGUACUGUGAACAUGGGCCACUGUUUGACAGGUGCAAGGAAUGGAUGGAGGACAACUUACCUGAUGACUUUGCCAGACUCAUCCUCAAUAAAACUCAGGAGGAGUUAGAAGCAAUGUCUCUGAACAACAGUAAAAAGAAACAAACGAGAGGAGGUAAAGCUAUGAAGAACAUCACUAAAAAGCAAGAACUACCAAGACAGGUCAUAGUGGGUCGGUCCAUGAGAGCUCGGAAGAAGUACGUGACCCUGGUCAGGGGACUCAAGACGUGCGACAUGAACCUCAAGAAAUGCGGCAAAGCGUUCGGUCAGAAGUUUGCGUGCGGAUCGUCCGUGACGGGAGACGAUGAGAUCACGGUUCAGGGCGACGUAGUGGACGAGAUGAUGGACUUCAUUGUGGAAGAGCUGGGUAUUGAGGAGGACCUAGUGGUGGACGGGGGUGAUAUUAAAGAUUGAUCAUUUGUUUUUGGGGCGUUUUGUAAAGUGGUUGUUUUGUAGUGCACAAUUCGCGGGAAGGAUUUGAAUGGCUUGGAAUUUUGUGGUCAUUUAACUUAUUGUAGAAUAAAAGCUUGUGGAAAGAAUUUUGAACAGUUGAGUGCUGAGCGAAUUUGUUAGUUACGUUCGGAUGUUAAGACUUCGAUUUACUGAAAGUUUUUUCAUGUGUCAAUUGGUUUUGUUCAUUUAAACUUUCGGUGAAAGUAUCAGAAUUAUGAGAGUAAGUUUGUCUGACAAACGUUCAACAGUAUCUUGAAUCUUCAUCUGAUUUAGUUUUUUACACGCACGAGGCUGCAAUAUGCUUGAAUAAUGUACGAUUUCUGUCUUUUUGUCUUGGUAAAUUGAAAGUUGAUAAGUAGUUUUAUUAUCAUGAUCCGCAUCAUAUCAGUCAUAUAAACAAAAUAAUAUUUGGGAUAUAGUAAUUUAAAUUUGAUAGAUUUUGAUUCUAUUGUUGUAAUUUGUCUCAUUGGUAAAUAUGAAGAUUGCUGUUCCGUUGGAAAAUUUUAUUUAUUAUCAA